AUAUUCAUGCAAAAAGAUUGAAAAAAGAGAAUAUAAAAGAACAAUUAGAAAUUUACAGCAUUCUAAAAGAUAUGAAUAUAAACAGAAAAGAAUUAGUAAAGGAGUUGGAAUUGAUGUUAGCAAAAGAAACUUUAGAAAAAACAUUAAAAAACUUAGAAUGUAAUUCAAUUUCACCACUUUCAAACCAUGGUAAUGUUAACAAAAGUGAAAGACAUACUGCUAAAAGUAUGCUUACUCAGUUAAAACAAUACGUAAAAAAUAGAGUAAUUGAAAAAGAUGAAGUACCAAAAUUAGAUACUAUACAAAAUUGGAUCGUUCGUUAUGCAAACCAAUAUCGCCAAGAAGUAGCAAAGAUAAUGGCUCAAGCAUGA
Molecule: messenger RNA, 371 nt
Organism: Racocetra persica
Lineage: Eukaryota; Fungi; Glomeromycota; Glomeromycetes; Diversisporales; Gigasporaceae
Source: the annotation of a GenBank genome assembly